Molecule: messenger RNA, 3310 nt
Organism: Lampris incognitus (smalleye Pacific opah)
Lineage: Eukaryota; Metazoa; Chordata; Actinopteri; Lampriformes; Lampridae
Gene: znf319b
Product: zinc finger protein 319b
Exons: 3
Coding region: 1-1776 (591 amino acids)
Biological process (GO): regulation of DNA-templated transcription
Molecular function (GO): RNA polymerase II cis-regulatory region sequence-specific DNA binding; DNA-binding transcription factor activity, RNA polymerase II-specific
Source: RefSeq, a predicted model, not a curated record
AUGGCAAAUUGGACCACAUCACCUGCCAAACUGAAUCCCUACACACGAGCCCGGAUGACAGAGGCCUGGCAGCAGCAUGCUGUCGCUCCACCUCCAGUUGUCCACACCAUACCGCCGGGUGCUGAGAAUGCACUGGGUUGUGCUGUCUAUGGCAUUGUACUGCAGCCAGACCCUCCAUCUCUACAGCAGCAGCAGCAGCCCUCACUGCAGGUAGGAACUGAAGGAGGGCACAAGUGUGGAGCCUGUGGGCAUGACAUCUCCCAUUUGGCCAACCCACAUGAGCACCAGUGCAUGGUCAGUCAGGACAGGUCGUUCCAGUGCACCCAGUGUAUGAAGAUCUUCCACCAGGCUACAGACUUGCUGGAGCAUCAGUGUGUUCAGGUGGAGCAGAAACCCUUUGUAUGUGGUGUGUGCAAGAUGGGCUUCUCCCUGCUCACUUCUUUGGCACAGCACCACACAUCCCACAACAGCACCAACCCAAUGAAGUGCUCAAUCUGUGAGAAGACCUACCGACCUGGUUCCUCUGGCAAUGCAACACCCACUACAUCAGCAACCAGUGCACAGCAGCCUAACAGUGACGGGGCAUCAGCCAGCGGCAGUGCUUCCACGCUGCCCUUUCCUUCUGCCCGGGAUCGGCCGUACAAAUGUUCUGUAUGCCAGAAGGGCUUCAAGCACCUGUCGGAGCUAACACGCCAUGAGCGGGUGCAUACAGGAGAGAAGCCCUUUAAAUGUGACACUUGUGACAAGGCCUUCAGCCAGUCAUCUCAUCUGGCCCACCACCAGCGCACACACAGCAAUGAGCGCCCCUUCAAGUGUGCUGUUUGCGAGAAGAGCUUCAAGCAUCGUUCCCACCUGGUGCGCCAUAUGUAUGCCCAUUCUGGGGAGCACUUGUUUAAAUGUAACCUGUGUGAGCUGCAUUUCAAAGAAUCAUCUGAGCUCCUUCACCAUCCUUGCCACCCACAGGGUGCCCGCCCCUUCCGCUGUGCCACUUGUGGAAAGGGCUUCAAGCGCCCAUCUGAUCUGCGCCAGCAUGAGCGCACGCACUCAGAGGAGCGGCCCUUCCACUGUGAUGAGUGCCAGAUGAGCUUCAAGCAGCAGUAUGCGCUUGUGCGCCAUCGACGCACACACAAGGACCCCACAGACCGGCCUUUCAAGUGCAACCUGUGUGAUAAAGGCUUUAUGCAGCCCUCUCACUUGCUAUAUCACCAGCAUGUCCACGGAAUGGACAACCUGUUCAAGUGUGCCUCCUGCCAGAAAGAAUUCAGCCAGUCGGGAGAGUUGCUCAGACACAAGUGUGGCGAGUCAUCCUCUAACUCACCUGACAAGCCAUACAAAUGCGACGUAUGCGGGAAGGGCUACAAGAAGAGCUCCACGUUGCAGCGCCACCAGAAUUCCCACUGCCAGGAGAAGCCCCUGAAGUGCUCGCUCUGUGAUCGUCGCUUCCUCUCCUCCUCAGAAUUCGUCCAGCACCGUUGUGACCCAUCGCGUGAGAAGCCUCUCAAGUGCCCCGAUUGUGAGAAACGCUUCAAAUACUCUUCAGACCUAAACCGCCACCGACGCGUGCACACAGGGGAGAAGCCGUACAAAUGUGCCAACUGCAACAAGGGAUUCAAACAGCGGGAACACCUUACUAAGCACCAGAGCACUCACUCCAGAGAAGGCCAGUUCAAGUGUGUUUGGUGUGGCGAGCGUUUCAGCGACCUUGGUUCCCUACAGGAUCACACAGUACAGCACACAGCUGAGGGAGGCGGCUACCCUGUGCCCCCUUGCAUAUAAGUCCAGUACCCAGUUUCUGCCCUUUGUUUCGGCAGGGGCAAAAAAGAAAAAGAAAAAAAAGACCUAAGUGACCAAUUCUUCUAAAUACGCAGUCCCCCUGAACCCCAUGCCCUCCUAUCUAUUCUUUGCAGGCCAUUCACUUACUGUAGACAGGAUGAAAUGAUGUGCUUGGAUUUUGUUAAUCCAUUGUACCCCCACCCAUUCUUCAUCAGGUACUCUUUGUUCUGACACCCUUUUCCCUGUCUCUCCCUGAUCCUGAGGUGGCCUUUCAUCCUUUUAAAGCCUGUUACCUCCCCCUUGCCCUCAGCGCCUACUUUAAAAAGAUGAAAUUUGAUUCAAAGGUGUAACUCAAAACUUUUAGUCAAAAGUCAUACUUACUGCCAACCAAGUCUGAUUUGUGUCCAAAAGCAACUGCCAUUGUGCAGGUUUAUCUAGCAAACACGUUCAUCCUGUGUAACCUCCCCUCCUCAUUGACCAACCAUUCUAACCCCAAUAAUAGCAAAAUAAUUUGAAAUGCCAUCUUGUAUUCCUUGUCUUCACAAAACCAAUCAGCCAUCUGUGGUUUAUAGGUUUUGUAACUAAAGUUUUCUUUUGUAUUUUUUUAGAGGUACUUUAUUGAUCCCCGUGGGGAAAUUACACUCUGCAUUUAACCCAUUCUAGCUGUGUAGCUAGGAUCAGUGGGCAGCCGCCGUGCAGCAUCUGGGGACCAACUCCAUUUCGUCUUGCCAUGCCUCAGUCAAGGGCACAGACAGGAGUAUAAACCCUUACAUGCAUCUCUUUUUUUGAUGGUGGGGAAAACCGGAGCACCCGGAGAAAACCCACCGCAGACACUGGGAGAACAAAGGAUGACCUGGGAUGACCCCCAAAGGUUGGUCAAACCCAGGACCUUCUUGCUGUGAGGCGACAGCGCUAACCACUACACCACCGUGCUGCCCAAAAGUUUUGACAGUAAGUUUGUAAAGAAUUGAGAGUGAGGGUAAUGAUGGUGGAGUCAUUUUAGUCUCCACCUAAACUGACCUGACCAACCAAUCCAUUAGAUGAGGGAUGGUUCUUUUUUUUUUUCUUUUCCCAAGCUUUCUGGCCCUCUUUCUCUCUUAAGCUAUCCUUCUUACCAUUAUUCCGCUCUCUGCAUCAAGUCCUCUGUUUCCAUCCCCCUCUUCCUCUACUUUGCUACCUCCCAUCUCUUCUCUGCUUUACUAACUUUCAGGAUACCAGGACUGUUUUCUUCAGUGUCUUUGGCACUGACAGCAUCUUGCUGUUAGGAUCUGACUUCAGAGCUGGACCAGUUCUUAAAACACUCACAUACUACAAAUCGCUGAUUAACGAUGGAAGAUGAUGAUAAAUACUUAAUUUGGUUUCUCAUCCCUUCAGUAAUAUCAAAAUAGAGCAUACACACAAACAAAAGCUAUUUGACCUAACACCUCACACCCUUCUCGUUUUGCACCCACCUCCACAGGCUUUAGAAGUCCUAUGAGUUAAGUGUCAGCUACAUACUGUGGUCCUCAGCUUACAAAUGUUUGUGUUUUUUAUUAUC